AUGCCUCACAAACACAAAAGAAAGCGCGAAGACCAAGCGGAAUCAAAUUUCGACCUCCCUCCAUCUUCUCGAGCACGCACUCUAUCCGUCCACCAAAAGUCGGAAACGAUAUUCGAAUCCACCAAGGACAAGAAAUCAAAACGCGACGCGAAAAAGGCGUCCAAAAAGGCCGGUGUGAAAGAUGACACACCCAAAUCCUUUGCGAGGCUCAUGGCCUUUCAACAACAAGGCAAACGUUUGCCGUCUGGUCUGGACGACGGCACUGUAAAGACUACAAACAAUAAAAAGAACAAGAAGUCAAACCUGAAAUCCAAUACGACCGAGACACGGCCCGACAAUGCGACAACAACAAACUCUGCCGCCAACGACGGUGACACCGACAAGAACGCUACCCUCCAAAUCCUCCCUGGCGAAAGGCUGUCCGAAUUCGCCGCCCGUGUGGACCAAUCCCUCCCCUUGACCUCCGUACCUCGCCACCAAACCCGCAUCAACAAGAUUCCCGGUUUGGAAAAGAUCAAGACCCCACUGACGAAGCACAACAAGCGUCUGGCGCGACUGCAACGCGAAUGGCGCCUCACCGAAGCCAAAAGGGUCGCGGCGCAGGAAGAAGAGGAUGACGAUCUGGCCGACAAACGCGAGGAGGAUAAUUUGUUGUGGCUAGGCGCGGGCGUCGAUCGAGACAACACCCUCGAAGGUGGGAAGAGAAAGAAGAAGAAGAAGAAGAAAAGCCACGACGCAGACGACGUGGAUCCUUGGAAACAACUGGAGAAGAAACGGCGCGAGGAAGGAGAACUCGGACAAAAGAAUCUCCAGGACGUGGUUCUGGCGCCCCCGGUCUUGAAGAGUGUCAAGAACAUUUUCAAGGAUAAAACCGAGAGGGGGGACGUGAAGGGUGUACCCGGAGUUGUAUAA
This is a messenger RNA of Exophiala oligosperma, 912 nucleotides long. RefSeq lists its product as uncharacterized. The transcript has 2 exons. The coding region runs from base 1 to 912 and encodes 303 amino acids. The record is from RefSeq and is a predicted model, not a curated record. Lineage: Eukaryota; Fungi; Ascomycota; Eurotiomycetes; Chaetothyriales; Herpotrichiellaceae.